AUGGACACCACAAAGGUUAUUCUCGACACGAGGCUGGAGUUGCUCGACUACGCAAACGACUACACCACCUACGCAUCAAAGCUGACCACGCGGCUCCGAAGCACCAAGAAGAGGCUGGGUAUCCCGGGCAAGAGCCAAGGCAAACAGUCCAAUGUCGAAAUAACUCCUUCGCAGCUGGCGCAAAACCAUGAAUUCAUCUAUGUUCCCCUCCUCAAAGCCGAGCGGUGCUGGGCCAAGUCCAUGGCGUGGCAUUCAAGAGAUACCAUCACGAGCGACACCCGCUCCAACAUUGUCUCGAAGCUUGUGAAAGCCGUCAAGGUCGUCGAGAACCUCGUAUCUACAUUAUCCGACAGCGCCAGCGGUGCAACAACUUCAGAUGUCCUAAGCGCGAGGGCAUAUGCGGCCGUACUGAAUGGAGACUCAUCAUUCCGGGCCAAGAAAUGGGAGGAGAGCCUCAACAACUACAGUGUUGCCAAGGUCAUCUACAGUGCGCUGCCAUCAACCAAUCUGGAUGGUAAUACCUUCAGAGAUUUUGUCGCAGGCUCUGUCGAUAGUCCUCUGCGGUUUGCACAGCGCCAGCAGAACAUACCAACAUCGCUUUCGCUUCUGUCUCUUGCGAAAAAGCAUCUGCCACAGUCCGACGAUGCCUUGCUCUCCGGCGUGGAAGAGGUCGCUCCCGGAUUCCUCAAACAGGACGAAGAUUCCGACAUGAGCAAUGGAGGGCCCCUGAGAACUGUCACAUGGAGGACUAGGGAAGUUCCUGUGGAGGACGCUGAGAUCGCCUCGAAACUGGCAGCCUUGGAGACUGCCGCCGCGGAAUUGUCACAAAAACUGGGUUCCUCCUCCGACUUGCGACCAAACGUCAAGGCUGAGGCCUACGAUAGUGUCCUGGAAAUCAGCAACUAUGCGAUUGAGGCGACGGUUCAGGCCAUUGACGAGCUCAAACAACAGAGCGUGCCUCAGGGUGACCCGCGCAUGCAGAACCUGGCCAUAUUGCGCACGAAGCUUAAGUACGAUUUGCUGAGUUGGCAGAUAGGGCGGAAUCGGGUUUUGCUGGGGGAGCAGGAUGGCGCCGUGCUAGAAGACGGCCCAGGCUUGAAGAAGGGCAAAGCUGCAAACGCCGAGGCGCCCACAAUCAAGGACAGCCAGCAAGUCAAGCAGCUGGAGAAGAAGGCCAAUGUGUACGACAAGACAUUACAAAUCCUCGAUGCCGCAAAGGAACUGCCAGGUGUCGCAGCGGACGAGCAUCUUGCAGCUGAGAUUGACGCUGUGUCCAAAUAUUUCACCGCCUUGAAGUCUCUUGCGAUUGCUCGGUCCCACACAAUUAUUGGCAAUCCUGCGAAUGCACUCGCCCUCACCAAACAUGCUCAUGAUCAAUGCCAGGCUGCUUUGCCAGUAAUUGCCAAGCACAAUGAAAGCAAGGAUACUGGCCUGAAAACAAUUGAGGUCAUCCGACCAGACGCCGAAUUUCUUCAGAACCUUUUGAAGGGAGAACUGCAGCGUAGCCGAGCGCUGGUCCAAAUUGCCAAUCUGCGCAAGCAGGCUGACAAGGGAGACUCCAAGACUGCGCAACGCCCGCUGAUCGACAGGCUCGGCCAGUACCCCUCAAAAGGUGUUGACCUCGAAAACAUUGUCACUUAUCCUCCCAAAAUGGAACCGAUUCCCAUCAAGCCGAUGUUCUUGGAUGUGGCUUUCAAUCACGUCCAGUACCCCCAGAAGCAAGCAGCGCGGGCGGACGUGCUUGAAGACAAGACGAACGCCAAGUCUGGGGAGGCUGAGAAACAGCCUGCUAAGAAGGGCUGGUUUGGAUUCGGCAGGGGCUAG
Messenger RNA from Diaporthe amygdali, 1824 nucleotides. Its product is annotated as signal recognition particle 68 kda protein. Gene Ontology annotation, biological process: SRP-dependent cotranslational protein targeting to membrane. Lineage: Eukaryota; Fungi; Ascomycota; Sordariomycetes; Diaporthales; Diaporthaceae. Gene Ontology annotation, molecular function: 7S RNA binding; signal recognition particle binding; endoplasmic reticulum signal sequence receptor activity. The transcript is spliced from 3 exons. The record is from RefSeq and is a predicted model, not a curated record. Bases 1 to 1824 code for a protein of 607 amino acids. Gene Ontology annotation, cellular component: signal recognition particle, endoplasmic reticulum targeting.